Messenger RNA from Aspergillus vadensis CBS 113365, 697 nucleotides. RefSeq lists its product as uncharacterized. The coding region runs from base 66 to 272 and encodes 68 amino acids. Lineage: Eukaryota; Fungi; Ascomycota; Eurotiomycetes; Eurotiales; Aspergillaceae. The record is from RefSeq and is a predicted model, not a curated record. The transcript has a single exon.
AGAUGGAUCCCAGGUCAGACGAUUGAAUACGUUGUAAAAUAGGUCUGGCAAAUUCCAAUCUUGAGAUGGCGCUUACUAUCUACCUACUGUACCUAUUUACCUACCUGUUUGCUACUAAUACUAGUAGGUUGUUCGCAGAACAAAUCCCGGGGAUUCAUAUCAGGUUAGCACAACAGCAGCAUCAGCCAUGGGCACUAUUACUAGCACUAGGAUCUUUCUUUUCUUCCAUCUGUGGUUUAUUCGCCCCCUCUGCUCCCCAAUUUGAUGGCUAGUUCCCAAUAGCCACAGUGUGUCUCUACCCGUGUAACCCCAGUACAAAACGUCGAGCUAUCUGUACGUAAAGGACAGGGCUAUCCCUUGCUUCCGGCACCUGAUCAUUCCAAUACUAGUUUGAGGCAGAGAAGAGAGAGAGAGAGAGAGUCAAGAAGUAGGCCUCCUCCUUCUCCUCCUCUCCGGCCCUACUUGCCGCAUAGGUGUAGUACCGGCGCACAGUAUGCACAUCAUUCGCUACUAACUUUGCCAGUCGACCCAGCCUUGCAGAAUCUCCAUCUAAAAGGGAAAACCUGAACGGAAAGAAAAUCGUGCGACUUCAUUCUUAGAGUAGUCCAUGCAUACGAUAAGUCGGUAGUGAAUUGGCGGGUUUGUUAAGUAUUGUUGAAGUUGAUUAUUCUUACUGUGGGAUGGAUGGAGGCGGGCG